This is a messenger RNA of Kogia breviceps (pygmy sperm whale), 3291 nucleotides long. NCBI's taxonomy places the organism in Eukaryota, Metazoa, Chordata, Mammalia, Artiodactyla, Physeteridae. The record is from RefSeq and is a predicted model, not a curated record.
UUUCCGAAGGCGGAGGAAGCGCUGAGCCCACACCUCCUCGUCCCACCCCCUCCCCCCGGGUGCUGGCUCCAUGUCUGUGUGACCGGCCCCAGGGGUAGAGUCCAGGCCCGACGCGGGGCGGGCCGGCGGCGGCGGCUGAGGUGAGAGGCGGCGGCGGCGCGGGCACCCGGCCCCCCAGCGGGAGGAUGAAGCGGCGGAACGCCGAGUGCAGUAAGCUCCGCCGACCCCUAAAGCGGAACCGGAUCACCGAGGGCAUCUACGGCAGUGGAAAAAUAGUGAGAACAGAUUGGGAGCAGGUGCAUGGUAAUCCUUCAGGCAGAAGCUGCAUUUGUUAUCUUCGUUGGUGUUGCUUUGUUCAGACACCCUUCUUAGUCACCUGUGCAUCAUCUUUCCCUCUACCUUCACUUACAUUUUUAUACCUGAAAUUCCUGGUAGUGUGGGCACUUGUCCUCCUGGCAGAUUUUGUCCUGGAAUUCAGAUUUGAAUACCUGUGGCCAUUUUGGCUUUUCAUCAGAAGCGUCUAUGAUUCCUUCAGAUACCAGGGACUGGCCUUCUCAGUAUUUUUUGUUUGUGUAGCAUUCACGUCAAAUAUAAUAUGUCUGCUGUUCAUCCCCAUACAAUGGCUUUUUUUUGCUGCUAGUACAUAUGUGUGGGUUCAGUACGUAUGGCACACAGAAAGGGGAGUGUGUUUGCCCACAGUAUCCCUCUGGAUACUCUUUGUUUAUAUUGAAGCAGCAAUUAGAUUUAAAGAUCUCAAAAAUUUUCAUGUAGACCUUUGUCGUCCAUUUGCUGCUCACUGUAUUGGGUACCCUGUGGUGACUUUGGGCUUUGGCUUCAAAAGUUAUGUAAGCUACAAAAUGCGGUUGAGGAAGCAAAAGGAAGUGCAAAAAGAGAACGAAUUUUACAUGCAGCUUCUUCAACAAGCCCUCCCCCCAGAGCAACAAAUGCUACAAAAGCAAGAAAAAGAGGCCGAGGAAGCAGCCAAAGGAUUACCUGAUAUGGAUUCCUCAAUCCUCAUACACCACAACGGAGGUAUCCCAGCCAAUAAAAAACUCUCCACAACUUUGCCAGAGAUAGAAUACAGAGAAAAAGGGAAAGAAAAAGACAAAGAUGCCAAAAAACACAACCUUGGAAUAAAUAACAACAAUAUUCUACAACCUGUAGACUCUAAAAUACAAGAAAUUGAGUAUAUGGAAAACCAUAUCAAUAGUAAAAGAUUAAAUAAUGAUCUCGUGGGAAGUACAGAAAAUCUCUUGAAAGAGGACUCAUGCACUGCUUCCUCAAAAAACUACAAAAAUGCCAGUGGAGUUGUGAACUCCUCACCUCGAAGUCACAGCGCCACAAAUGGGAGCAUUCCUUCCUCAUCUAGUAAAAACGAGAAGAAGCAGAAAUGCCCUAGCAAGAGCCCAAGUACACACAAGGACUUAAUGGAAAACUGUAUUCCUAAUAACCAGCUAAGCAAACCAGAUGCACUGGUAAGGCUGGAACAAGACAUUAAAAAGUUAAAGGCUGACCUGCAGGCCAGCAGGCAAGUGGAACAGGAGCUCCGCAGUCAGAUCAGCUCCCUCUCAAGCACCGAGCGAGGGAUCCGCUCAGAAAUGGGCCAGCUCCGGCAAGAGAAUGAGCUGCUGCAGAACAAGUUACAUAAUGCUGUGCAAAUGAAGCAAAAAGAUAAGCAGAAUAUCAGCCAGUUGGAGAAAAAGCUAAAAGCUGAGCAGGAAGCCCGAAGUUUUGUAGAAAAGCAGUUAAUGGAGGAGAAAAAAAGGAAGAAGUUAGAAGAAGCUACUGCUGCCCGGGCUGUUGCAUUUGCUGCUGCGUCUAGGGGAGAGUGCACCGAAACCUUACGGAAUCGAAUCAGAGAAUUAGAAGCAGAGGGCAAGAAGCUCACAAUGGACAUGAAGGUGAAAGAAGACCAGAUCAGAGAACUAGAACUGAAAGUUCAGGAGCUUCGGAAGUAUAAGGAAAAUGAGAAGGACACUGAGGUGUUAAUGUCAGCCCUCUCAGCCAUGCAAGAUAAAACACAGCACCUGGAGAACAGCCUGAGUGCAGAGACAAGAAUCAAGCUGGACCUGUUCUCCGCACUGGGGGACGCAAAGCGACAGCUCGAGAUUGCCCAAGGACAAAUUCUUCAGAAAGACCAGGAAAUCAAGGACCUAAAACAGAAGAUAGCCGAAGUCAUGGCCGUCAUGCCCAGCAUAACGUACAGUGCUGCCACCAGCCCCUUGAGCCCCGUUUCCCCACACUACUCUUCCAAAUUUGUGGAGACCAGCCCGUCUGGACUCGAUCCCAAUGCCUCUGUUUACCAGCCCCUGAAGAAAUGAAGGCCACCAGUGUGUUUUGUCCAGGCUUUGGUUAUCAGAAGGCAUCGCAAAGGAGCGUCUCUGGCAGUCAAGAUUUUAAAAAGUUUAUAUUGUAUUUUGUGGGACUGUACAUGUUGUCGUUUUUAAAAAGGGGGGAAAGAUAACAUCCAAGUCUGAUUAGAACUGCCCACCAGUUUUUCUUGUAAGUUUUUAGAAGACCUCACAGAACUUUGCAGUUUAUUUUUCUUGGCCAAUACAUUAAAACCAUUCUUGGAUUUCAAGUAGCCAAUUUUGCCUUUUAUGUAUUCUUACAGUUUCCUCUUGAAGAAAAAAAAAAAAGCAGAGUUUUUCCUUCUCAACCCUUUUGUUUUGUUUUGUUUUGUUCUUAAAUCAGCAAGCAAAACCUGCAUAUUGGAUUCACAUGGGAUAACAAUGAAAACUUAGUUUUUAGCGUGAAAGGUUUAAAUAACCUAACACAGCUUUGAUGCUGUAGCUGCAUUAAAGAAGAUGAUUACUAAAAUUACAGAAAACAGAAAUUGAUUACCCCACCAAGGACCAAACAAAUUCAAGGAGUGUCAUUUCAGCCGACGGGAGAGACGCAGGUUGAUGAGACCAGCUGUGCGAAUGUAAGAGGGGUUGUGUCUGAAAUGCGUAUCUUCCCAUCGGUGUGUUUAGUCCUAGAAAAUUGCUAGCAGCAGUCUUGUUCACAGUGCCUUGGGAAAAGACAUUUCAAGAGGAAACUUGGUUUUAAACAAUUUCUCCCUUUACCAUCAUCUACCUUCUCUCUGUAUCAAGCUCACUACGGAUCCUGCUGUAGAACUGGUGGGUAGCUGGGCUGUUCGGUACCACUUCAGCCACACCUUCUGUUUCCUUUCAUUGAAAGCACCACAGUGUUCUGGACUUGUCUCGAGGCAAGCACCCUGGGAAGGGGAGCUGGGCGGUGUUUGUGUUCGAGAGACUGCAAUGCCGGCUAAUAAAAGCUGCGGUUCUA